GAGGCAAGGGCCGCCUUCCCAGGAUGGUGAUUGGGAGAAGGAGGAAGCUGGGGAUUGGCUUUGGCGUUUUGGGGUAGCUGAAGGAGGAGGAGGGAGGAGAAGGCGGCUGAGCAAACUGAGCCUCGGGACACGCUCUGGAAAAACCUCCAGGAAAUGUCAGAAAGAGAGGCGGAACAGGAGCCCCAGGCGGCUGGGAUGCAGGCCUCUAGCCCCCCUGCCCUUGGAGGCCUAGGCAAGACCCGCUGCCCAAUGUGCAUGGAGCUCUUUAAAGCCCCCAGGAUCUUGCCAUGCUUGCACACAUUUUGCACGACCUGCCUGGAACAGUUGGAACCCUUCUCCGUCCUGUUGUUGGGACCACCAGACCCAGAAACAACCUCCCAUCGUCUGUGGGUCUGGGAUAAGCAGCCCCAGCAGCUGGAGCCACAGCUUAGCAUCCUCUGCCCGGUCUGUGAUACGGAGGUUGAUCUGCCUCCUGGAGGAGUGAAGGCCUUAACCAUGGACCACUUGGCCAUAAAUGAGGUGCUGCUACAAAAUCUGCAAGAGGACGCUCCAGGUGUGGUGUGUGAUCUGUGCAGCGACAGGGAGGUAGAGAGUCGGUGUCUCACCUGCAAGGUGAAUCUCUGCCAGUUCUGCAGCCAGGCUCAUAGGCGGCAAAAAAAAACUGCUUCCCACUCUGUCGUGCCCAUGCAGGACCUGAAGGGAUACAGCCAGAUCGGGAGGCCAAUUAUGUGUUCUGUCCACCCUGCCGAGGAGCUGAACCUGUACUGUGAGCAGUGUGACCAGCCAGUGUGUCGGGACUGUGUGCUAAGUGACCAUCGGGAGCAUGCCUAUGACUUGAUCAGCAACGUCAUCCACAAGCACGGGAACUCCAUGCGGGAGCUUCUUCACAGCACCCGGCCCCAAGUGGGCACCUUGGAGAGAGCCCUGGCCCAGAUUGAGGGUGUAGGCAGUGCCCUCCGGAGCCGCAUGGAUGCCCUGUCUGCUGACGUCCGGGAGUUUUGUGAUGGCUACAUCACCGCUAUCAGAGAACACCGGGAUCAAUUGCUGAAGCAGUUGGAAGACCUCCGGAUCCAGAAGGAGAACACUCUGCACCUCCAGAAGCUCCAGGUGGAGCAGCUGCUGGCAGACCUGCGGACCGGGGUCGAGUUCACGGAACACUUGCUGAGUAAUGGCUCUGACCUGGAGAUCCUCAUCACCAAAGGAGUCGUGAUGAACCGGCUGAAGAAACUCAAGAUAGUAGACUACAGCAUUGGCCCUGGGGUGGACGAUGGCAUCUGCUUCUCCCCACAGGAGAAGGCUGGCCAGUAUGGUGGCUAUGAAGUUUUUGGGGUCAUUCUCACCAAAGGGGUUGAUCCAGCCAAGUGCAUUCUCCAAGGGGAAGACAUCCACAAAGCUUGGGAGAAGCAGAAAGUCACCUUUACCCUGCUCUGCAGAGAUACCCUGGGAGAGCCCAUGGGCAGAGGAGGAGAGCACAUCCGUGUGAGCGUCAGCCAUAAAAAUAAGAAGGACUGUGUUCUUAAGACGAUGGUCCAGGAUAACAACAAUGGGACUUACACCAUUUCCUUUAUCCCCGAGGAGCCUGGCCCCUACACCGUGUGCGUCUGUGUCAGAGGGCAGCACAUCCAGGGCUCGCCAUACACAAUGACUGUGAGAAGAAAGUUCCGCCAGCACCAGGGGAUCUUUCAUUGCUGCUCAUUCUGUUCCAGUGGGGGCCAGAAGAACGCUCGCUGUGCCUGUGGAGGAACCAUGGCAGGUGGGUACCAAGGUUGUGGACACGGACACAAAGGUCACCCAGGCCGCCGACAUUGGUCAUGCUGUGGAGGCACAGAGGAGAAGUCAGACUGCUCAUGGAAGGUGGAAGUGGGGAGUUCCCAGAGGAGUCUGGUCAGGACAGUGGCACUCUGAGCUGAUGAUGAAAAGGCUGAGUUUGCAUGAAUGUCACUUACCAGUAAGUCCCCAAGCCCUGUGGCAGAGCUGCUGAUUAAUUCUUAAGAAACCACUAAAAUAAACGUGCCUUAUCUUACCAUCUAGGUCAGUGCACGUGUGUGUUCCUGAGGUGAUGACACCCAAAUGAACCUUCAGACUAGGUGGUCUUUGUAUCACUGUCACAAAGUAUCUCACAAAAAGCCACAGACUCAUGGCUUGGUAUGUCUUUACCACUACUGGCUAAAAGCCAAGGUAUGUUUCUUGCCGCUGGUGGAUCAACAGCAUUGCCUUCAUCUACAAAGGGGCUGUGCUGCUAGAUGAUAAUCAUGAAAAAGGGAUAUUUUGUAAUCUAGAGCUUUCCUUUCGAUAGCUACUGCUUUCAGGCUACUAGAGUCGUUUCAGUCACGUCUGACUCUUUGUGACCUCAUUUGGGAUUUUCUUGGUAAAUGUGCCGGAGUGGUUUGCCAUUCCUUUUCCAGCUCAUUUGACAGAUGAGGAAACUGAGGCAAACAUGGUUAAGUGACUUGCUCAGGGUCACGCAGCUAGGGAGUAUCUGAGGUCAGAUUUGAACUCACAAAGAGGAGUCUUCCUGAUUUCAGGCUUGGCACUCUGUCCAUUGCACCAUCUAGGUGCCCCUACUGGCUAAAAGUCAAGGUUUGUUUCCUGCUGAUUGUAAAUCAACAGCAUUAUCAUAAACUACAGAGGUUUUGCUACUAAAUAAUAAUCAUGGAAAAAAAGGAUAUUUUCUAAUCUAAAUAGAGUUUUCCUUUACAUAGCUGGGUAUCUCAGGCUACCAGAGUUAUAAGAUAUACAUACUUUACAUUAAACCUGUAAGAUCUUAUUUUGGUUAACAGGAGUAAUAACUUGAAUAUAUGGUUAAUCAUUUUAUGUCCUUGUGGUACAGUUUCCUACUGUGAGGCUGAAAGAAGACUGGUUAUAAUUUAGCAUUAAACCUGUUUUGUACACUUU
Trichosurus vulpecula (common brushtail) is the source of this 2895-nucleotide messenger RNA. RefSeq names its product tripartite motif containing 45 (gene TRIM45). The record is from RefSeq and is a predicted model, not a curated record. Bases 154 to 1905 code for a protein of 583 amino acids. Gene Ontology annotation, biological process: positive regulation of DNA-templated transcription. NCBI's taxonomy places the organism in Eukaryota, Metazoa, Chordata, Mammalia, Diprotodontia, Phalangeridae. Gene Ontology annotation, cellular component: nucleoplasm; chromatin. The transcript is spliced from 7 exons. Gene Ontology annotation, molecular function: ubiquitin-protein transferase activity; zinc ion binding; protein binding.